This is a messenger RNA of Stylonychia lemnae, 1608 nucleotides long. NCBI's taxonomy places the organism in Eukaryota, Ciliophora, Spirotrichea, Sporadotrichida, Oxytrichidae. The record is from the annotation of a GenBank genome assembly.
AUGUAAAAUUACGAGUUAAGGUAGCGAUCGGGAGAAAUUCUUGAUGAAACCAUAAUAACCUAUAAGGUAUAAUUGUUCAUUCAAUGCAGAAAUCUAAGAGAUGAAGAUAAUGAGACCAUGUGUAAUCCAUAAUGCUGUCUUUCUUGGAAACCAGACAAUAUAGAGCAAGUAUGGUAACUUUUAGAUAAAACUGAUGCUAAAAUUAAUGAAUCAAACCCAUAAUUUGAGAAACCAUUCUAGCUAGACUUCUAGUUUGAUAAAAUUCAGCCUUUAAAAUUUACUAUACAAGAUAAACUUGGAGAAUAUAAAUAUGAGAAUCUAUGUUCCUUUGAAACAACAUUAGGUGCUAUCCUUGGCUCAAAGAAUCAGAUAUUGACAAAAGAUUUGAAAAUAGAAGGUGUUAAAAAUUCUAGAAGUUGUAUAUCAAUUAGAGCUGAAUCAAUUAAGGAUGCAAAUUGGGACUUAACUUUAAAGUUAGCUGGUAAAAAUCUACCUCAUAAUACAUCAUGCAUUGUAUUCCCUAACAAUUAGGUGUUCUUAGAGAUAUACAAAGGCAGUAAAAUUGAUUCCAAGUAAAAGACAAAGGUCUAUCACAGCGAUAUCGCACUCGGCACGAAUAGUCCAGUUUAUCAGCCUUUCAAGCUAAGCGGCAAAUAGCUGUGUGAUUCUGAUAGAACUAUGCCUAUUCAUUUCAUAUUCAAGAAUAGAGUAGGCCUAGAUGAUAAAUUAGUAGGAAGUUGCUGCCUCACUCUAUAAGAAAUAAUCUAAAGAAAGGAAUUUUAACUAAAAAAUACUUAAACAAAUGCAUUAGCUGGGGAAUUGCAUAUUCAUUAAUUUAUUCUAGUUGAUCAGCCUUCCUUUGUGGAGUAUCUUAGAGGCGGAUGGUAAAUUACUUUCUAACUAGGUAUAGAUUUCACAGAUAGCAAUGGUGAUGCCAAGGAUUACGAUUCUCUCCAUUCAAUUAAGGAGUUUAAUUAGUAUGAAUAAAUUAUGACCUAGAUUGGGAAGAUCCUAGAAGCAUUUGAUUAAGAAAAACUUUUCCCUGUAUUUGGAUUUGGAGCAGCACCAUUGUUUCAAGGCACCAGAGAAGAAGUUGAUAUAUUCCCACUGAACGGAAACACAGUAAAUCCUGAGAUAUUUGGAAUAGAAGGUAUAUUAGAAUAUUACAGGCAAAAUCUUAAUGGCAUUAAACAAGGAGAACAUACAAAAAUUGCUAAUCUUUUGAACACAAUGAUAGAUUUGGCAAAGGUUAAAGUCUAAUAACAAAUCUAUCAUGUGCUUUUGAUUCUAAUAGAUAGUAACAUAGAAGAUAUUUAGAUAGUAAAAGAUUUGAUAGUUCUAACUUCUUCUUUGCCCAUCAGUCUUGUAUUUAUUGGAGUGGGUUAUGAUAGUUUCAAAGCAAUGAAGUAACUUGACUCCAAAGAAGCUAUUAUAAAAGACUAUAAAGGGUCAUACCCUGCAAGAGAAAACUCGAUAUUUAUUAAAAGUCAGAAAUUUCUAGGUCAAGCUCCUGGGCUUUUCGCCGAAAGAGCAUUGAGGGAAAUUCCUAAUCAUUUCUUGAACUAUAUGAUGUAUAAGGGUAUCAAACCCAGUGUAUUUGGCUCUUGA